Molecule: messenger RNA, 3207 nt
Organism: Cavia porcellus (domestic guinea pig)
Lineage: Eukaryota; Metazoa; Chordata; Mammalia; Rodentia; Caviidae
Gene: Septin2
Product: septin 2
Exons: 13
Coding region: 234-1319 (361 amino acids)
Biological process (GO): cell division; regulation of exocytosis; cilium assembly
Cellular component (GO): septin complex; microtubule cytoskeleton; septin ring
Molecular function (GO): GTP binding; GTPase activity; molecular adaptor activity
Source: RefSeq, a predicted model, not a curated record
CAUCUUUCUGGAGGAAGGGGCCAGUCGAAAGCCUCUUCCCCGUCAUUGCUUGGCACUCACAACGCUACUUGCCGGCCCCGGCCGCCUCUUAUCCUCGUGGCCACCUGACCCAUUCUAGAGAAGCACACUUCCCCCCACUGUAGUUGCCCAUAAGGCGAAGAUUCUCAUUACCUGUUCCAAUCUUAUUAGCGUGAAGAAACCAGGCUCAUAAGAUAGAGAAAACAACAAGAAAGAUGUCUAAGCAACAACCGGCUCAGUUUAUAAAUCCAGAAACUCCUGGUUAUGUUGGAUUUGCAAACCUUCCCAAUCAAGUUCACCGAAAAUCAGUGAAAAAAGGUUUUGAAUUCACGCUGAUGGUGGUUGGUGAGUCAGGCCUGGGAAAAUCAACUCUGAUAAACAGCCUGUUCCUGACUGAUCUCUAUCCAGAAAGAAUCAUACCUGGAGCUGCAGAGAAAAUUGAAAGAACUGUCCAAAUUGAAGCUUCAACUGUGGAGAUUGAAGAGCGUGGAGUUAAACUGCGCCUUACAGUAGUGGAUACACCUGGCUAUGGGGAUGCUAUCAAUUGCAGGGAUUGUUUUAAGACCAUCAUCUCCUACAUUGAUGAGCAGUUUGAACGCUACCUGCAUGAUGAGAGUGGCUUAAACAGGCGCCACAUCAUUGACAACAGGGUACAUUGCUGCUUCUACUUCAUUUCACCUUUUGGACAUGGGCUGAAGCCUUUAGAUGUUGCAUUUAUGAAAGCAAUACACAACAAGGUAAAUAUUGUGCCAGUCAUUGCGAAAGCUGACACUCUCACUCUGAAGGAGCGCGAGCGACUGAAGAAAAGAAUUCUGGAUGAAAUUGAAGAACAUAACAUCAAAAUCUAUCACUUACCUGAUGCAGAAUCAGAUGAAGAUGAAGACUUUAAAGAGCAGACUAGGCUUCUCAAGGCCAGUAUCCCAUUCUCUGUGGUUGGAUCCAACCAGUUGAUUGAAGCCAAAGGCAAGAAGGUCAGAGGUCGCCUCUAUCCAUGGGGUGUUGUGGAGGUGGAGAACCCAGAACAUAAUGAUUUUCUGAAGCUAAGAACGAUGCUUAUUACCCACAUGCAAGAUCUACAGGAAGUGACUCAGGACCUUCACUAUGAAAACUUCCGUUCUGAGAGGCUUAAGAGAGGUGGCAGGAAAGUAGAAAAUGAGGAUAUGAAUAAAGAUCAGAUCCUGCUGGAAAAGGAAGCGGAGCUCCGCCGCAUGCAAGAGAUGAUCGCAAGGAUGCAGGCACAGAUGCAGUUGCAGAUGCAGGGUGGUGAUGGUGACAGUGGAGCUCUUGGGCACCAUGUGUGAGGUAGCACUCCUGAAUGAAAAGAACACAUUCCAAUUGAGUGUUAAGCUACAGAUUUUCAUGAGAUUCUUGGAAGGAAGCCUGUUCACAUAUAUAGUAUCUGUGCCUAAGAAUUCAAUUUUUUAAAUUUUUGAUGUGUUUUCUUUUUUUGUAUGAAGUUCUUUUAACAUUUGCAGUUCAUUGCUAUGUUAUACUUUAUAUUUCGUGAGAUGAACUUAUUUUUGUUUUCUGUUUUAACUAACCACUAAUGCUAGAAUUGAUUUCUGAGAGUCAGUCAGCAAUAUAGUGAAUAUUAAAUUUCUUUGAUGUAGCUUCCUGAUUUGUAACUAGACCAUCCAGGUUUAACCACGUUGUUUCUGUGUGAUGGACAUGUACCUCUGACAGAAGACUGUGUAGACUUGGUCCCAGGCCAUUUGAUUACUAGGUUAUACUAUGUGGAAUCUGUUACCUUUCUUGAUUUUCUUUCUGUACAACACCUGAACCUUUCAUUGCUGCAGUUCAUUACCAUGAAUUCCUGUGCACAUUUGUCUUUCAUCAAAUAGAACAGAGUAGAAUUUCUAAUAAGACAUACUUAUACAUCAGUAACUUUUUAAACAUGGUGUUCUAGGGAUAUAUUCUGAUGUUAAACCUUGAAGAAAACUCACCACAAGCACUUUUUAUCAUACUUUUCACGGUUACUGGUUAUGUUGUGCUACAGAGAAAACCAAAGCAGCUGUGAGCUCCAGUUUCAUGUUGCAAUGAUUUUUUACAGAAUUGACUGUCAGUAUAUUAUUUUCACACAACUAAGAAAUAAUUUUUAAAGAAACCAACCUUUUUAUAUUUUAUGCUGCACUUUAAUGUAUUUUCUGUAACUGCAGGUGUGAAAGACCUUCUCAGAAGUGGUAAUUGGAAUACUUUUGACAAACCUGCACUCCCAGACUGCUUCCUGAGUGGUCCUGCCAGAAUGCCUUAGCUCCCUGAAGCCCAGAUACCUGACAGGUUUUCUGAUUUGAAUGUCCCCAUAUUCUUUUCUUAUUUUUUUUUAAUUUUCUAUUGAAAUGAAAAGAGCAGUGAUCUUAUUUUUUGUGUGUAGAUUGUAUAAUUUUUUAGCCCCUGUCAUUCCCUCAUUUUGCAUAAGAGAGAUUUCUCCAUGUAUCAUAUAUAGUGAAAGGCAAUUCCGAUCUGGGCCAUAGGGUGGUAGCCAGAUUCCCACAGUCAAAACUGCACCUGUUUGUCUUCUCUACACUGUGGCCUAGGCCCCACCUUUCCCUCUUUGUCUGCUGGUGGGAUACCCUGAAGUCAUCUGUUCGCCAUUUCGCCUAACCUUUUGAAAAUAGACCACCGAAAGGAAUGGAAGAGUGAAGAAUAUACCAGUUGUCCUGGUUUGGCAUUUUAUUUUAUUGCAACAGGAAUUGUGCUGAAGAAGAGGGUUGAUUUGUGUUGAGACACAGGAAUUUGGGAGUUUCAUUUCAUUUCAACCAAAAAUAGUGAGAUGGUCAAAAAGGGCUUUGAGGGUUGUGAAGAGCCAAGUGCUGUAUGGUUAAGCUCAUUGUGUGAGGUUUCUACAGAGAAAAGUGUCCCUUGACUUUAGAGUAGUCCCAUCUAAAGUCAGUUAUUUGACAGGUAUUAACUGCUUUAAAAAGCUGUAAAAACAACAACAUCAACAAAAAAAACUCAAGGUAUCAUUUUAAGCCCAGUGUAUGUCUAUAGCAUUGGGGGCUAGGAGAGAUACCUGGUCACACUUCUAAAUUCUCUUUGUUUUGCUAUCCAAGCCUAAACGUACACUUUUGCUAACUGUUUUACUAAAAAUCUCUAUCCAUAGAAAUGUAUUUUUAAAACACUCUACACAGCAAUUUUGUAUCCAUUUAAACUAAUCUUUUUACUCAAUAAAGAACUAUUGCUUAGAUACUA